AAUAAAGAUGGCGUCAUUUUUGACUCUGAGUUAUAGAAGGUGUUAAAUGAAGCAGAAAGAACUCCAAGUGUAUUCUUUGGUAAUGCCCUGUAUUUUUUAACUGAAUAAAUAGUUGUGUAUUUCAUGUGAAAAAUUACCUUGCUGUGUGGCGCCCUCGUCCGGCAGCUCAAAGUGCGAGCAGCCGCAAAAGUUUCUACCUCCCUCCUUAGCAACCAUGUUAGCAACCAGACGCUCCAGCAUCGAUAAAGACUGAUACCAAAUAUUAGUGAACCCAAAAGAGCCAGUUGUAAGUUAUGGCUGUCGUCAGGGAGAAUAGUAUUAAUUUAGUUUAAUAUGCGAGAUAUUGUCAAUAUUGACACACAAGGACUUCAGUGACAAACAUUUACAGCAUCCGGUGGUUAACUAGUGGUACAUCUGUAGAGGCUAGCACAGUUAGCAUCAAUGUGUUGCGACGUUUAGUGCUUUCACUGGCUAACCUCAGCUAUUACAGAGUUAUGUUGCAGAGUGAGAAACAAAAGAACCGUGGUGACGAGGAGGUGGUGAAAAAACUGUGCAUGGUUAAUGGAGUGUCCUAUGAAAAAAUAGCACAAGAAGGGUGCAACAUCAGGACACUAGAGAUGUUCUUCUCUGGUUUCCCUCGCAUGGUGGGGCUAUCCUUCUUUCCAAGGCUUUGCCGGCUUACCAUAGUGGACCAGAACAUAACACACAUUGAAGGACUUGAGUGCUGCCCUCUGCUCCAGGAGCUCUGGAUAGUCCAGUGUCAUCUGACAGAAAUAUCUGGACUACAGAAUUGUCUACAACUGCAGAAGCUGUACCUUUAUGACAAUCAAAUCUGUGAAAUAGAGAAUUUAGAACUGCAGGUCAACCUGGAAGUGCUAUGGCUCAAUAAUAACUGCAUAACGAACAUACAGGGCUUAAACACACUUAAAAACCUGAAGGAACUAAACCUUGCUGACAACAACAUUAAAAAAAUUGGGUACAGCCUUGAUCCCAAUGUCAGCCUUCAGAAUCUCAAUCUGUCUGGGAACAAGAUCAGCUCCUUUAAGGAGCUGACCCAGCUCGUGCAUCUACCCCAUUUGAGAGAAUUAGCACUGAAGGACCCCACGUCAACGCCAAACCCAGUGUGUCUGCUGUGUAACUAUGCCACACACGUUCUGUAUCACAUGCCAGGCCUCCAGCAACUCGACACCUACGACGUCUCCAGCAAGCAAGUCAAGGAGGCAGCUGAGUCUGCUGUAAUGAAGAAAAUGAUGUACUACAACAUGCGUGUACGUACUGCUCAGAGGAACCUGGCUGAGACCCAGCUCAGUCUGAUAAAGACGAAAAAAACUCUAUUACAGUUACCCGAAGAAUGCAACCGGGCCCUCAGUCAUGCUCUGAAAUGUCUUGAACGUGAGCUCUCCAUGGUGCCGCUCGGUUGCAAGAAGUCUGCCUGCAAGUCGGGGGAUGAACCGGGAGGACCGAACCACCUGGAGGAAGGUUUACCUGAAAGAAGUGACUCAUCCCAUGACAUCAGUCGUGAUCCUGCCAUGGAGCACAAAAUACUCCAUAAGAUUGAAGUACUGAAGGAAAGAUUGAAGCUGUGGACCAGGCGAAUGGAGGAGAUUGAAGCCUGGUAUGAGCAAGAAUUGGCCAAAGCCACAAAUAGAAUGGAAUAUAUGGUGCAGUUUCUGUUGAUGGAGCUUGAAAGUGUUGGAAAUAUCCGUUUAGAGGAGGGCUGCUCCGCAGAUCCCUGGUUUACAUCCUGUUGUGACCUCCUGAUUUCCCGCUUCUCUCCUUCGGACUACAAGAUUCAAGGCGUCAUUGACAUUAAAAUUGACAGAGUUAUUCGCAUUCACAACAGUGCUUUGAGGCUUCGCUUUGAGGACAAACUUCAUAGCCUGCUACCCAGUGAAGAUUCUGUUUACCUUUCACAGAAUUACAGACGUCGACUGGAGUAUUUAUUCUAUGUAGCUGACCCUGAACAAUGUGAGAAGAAAGAAACUUUGUGCAUUCUGGAGGAAGGCUUCAAAACAGCACAGCAACAUAAGGAUUUGGGAGGAGUGGAAGCUAUACCUUUAUCGAAUAGUUUAAGUGUUACCGAACUACCCAGAGUUGAUUAUGUACUGCGCCAGGCCAACCAGUGCAAUUCUAAGCAAAGUACAGAUACAAUCCCUUUUAGACAUGGUCAGGUUAUUGUUUCCAAAGUGUUUGUGGGUAACAGUAUGCCUAUCCGAGAGGGAGAACUGAUGGACAGAAGCAGCUAUCCCAGAGUGUUCUCUGUGUAUCGCAAUGUGGACACUAAGCACAGAUCUGCAAUGAGUGAAGAGAGACCUCACUCCACCAAAACAUACUCUGGUCCUGACUGCAAUCUGCGCCGAAGACAGUGGUUUGUGUUUGAACAUGAGCUUGUCCUGCCUGAGUACAUCAUAUAUUUUGAAUACAUCACUGGGGACAAGAAACAACCUGCAUUUCCAAGCCACAGCACAGGCAGAGAUACUGCUCCUUCCAAUGACAUCUUCCUGGACCAAGGAGUCCUCAACAUGGAGCCUGUGCUGAAACCGAAGCCCAAGUUGUUGAGCUUGGAUGACACAAUUCUUCUAAACGUGGCCAGAGCCAAUGUCCUCAGUCAGAUCACUAAACUUAAUCUUCAUGGCAACAGUCUUAGCAAAAUUAAGGAGAUUUCCAGCCUCACAGCUCUGAGACAUCUUACCAUCAGCUUCAAUGAGUUCACACGACUUGAUGACGUUUCUCACAUGCCCAACCUUGAGUUUUUGGAUGCUAGCUAUAACCACAUAGAGACUCUAGGAGGGCUGCGGGGAUUGGGACAGCUCAAACAGCUCGACGUGUGCUGGAACAAGUUGACCAAAGCCAGAGAGGAGACAUCUGUGCUGAGAAAACACACACCUGCUCUCCUGAAACUGGACACCCGAUUCAAUCCCUGGAACAAGCUAGAGACAGUCAGAAUGACCAUACUGGGCCGCCUCACAACCCUCACACAUCUGGAUGAUGUCCUGGUAGCAGAAGAGGAGGCUGCUGAAGCUAUUCAGAUGGCUACUGGGUCCAAAAUUAACCAGGCAUCUCUCCUGGCACACUCUCGUACCAACGAAGACCGUCCACGUAGUCUUAGUUUGCUGUCAACAGCGCAGCUCCUAUAUCGUUUGAGUCCUGCACCCUGGGGCCUUGGUACAGAACUGGAGCCAGACUGGACUGCUAAGAUCACCACCCUGAACCUUGACAACCUGAGGAUUUCCAAGCUGAUCAAUCUGAAUAAGCUUGUUAACCUGCGCUGGGCCUCCUUUAACGAUAACAAGAUCUCCAAAGUGGAAGGUCUUGAAAGCUGCCUGAAGCUAGAGGAGCUCUCCCUAAACAACAACAGCAUCAGCACUCUCAAUGGCCUGGCAAGACUGCAGUGCCUCAACAAACUGAGUGUAGAUGGGAAUCAGCUGUCCAGUCUGGAUGCUUCAGUUCUAGACCAGCUGCCCAGCCUGGCUUUUCUGUCAGUGGAGAACAACUCCAUCGCUUCCCUCCAUGGCAUCCACAGAGUUCGCUCUCUCCUUGAACUCUACAUCGGCAGCAACCAGCUUUCUACUUCAAGAGACAUCUACUAUCUGAAAGGAUUGGCAAACCUCAUCAUUCUGGAUCUCUGUGGGAAUCCUUUAGUAGAAAAACUGGAAAACUAUCGUAUAUAUGUAGUGUUUCAUCUUCCCUCCCUUAAAGCUCUGGAUGGAUUUGCAGUGGAAGUGAGUGAGAGUGAGAGUGCAAAGAAUAUGUUCAGGGGGAGACUAACCACUGACAUGGUAGCAGAGAAGCUGGGCCACUCAAACUACACAGAAAUCACCUACCUAACCCUUCAAUCCUGCUCCAUUAGGAUGGUUGAUUUGUCUCCAGUGGACCAGUUCUGUAGCCUGCACAGUGUCAAUUUAGACCACAACAACCUCACAUCCUUCUCAGGCCUCAUCUACUUGCCUAAUAUCAAAGCUCUGUCUCUGAACUACAACCACAUCGAGUCCAUUCUGCCGAGGCAGAGGACUCAGGCUCAGCUGACUAACAGACAGAUACUGUACAGCAAAGUCCACUCCAGCGGCUACGGCCAGAAUAGCCCAUCCAAAGCCAGCAGGGAUACUGGGCCCACUGGCAGCCUGGAGCCACUGAUGGGAAGCCUGGAGGUGCUUCAUUUGAGUCACAAUGGCAUCUCCAAUAUGGCCAAUCUGCAGCUCAGCAGGCUCACCAAUCUUAAAGCACUCUUCCUACAAGGUAAUGAGAUCAGCCAGGUGGAGGGCUUGGAGGGGCUUCACCAGCUCAGAGAACUUGUGUUAGACAGAAACCGGAUCAAAGCGCUGGCCAAGAACUCUUUCACAGCCCAGAACGUCCUGCUAGAACUGCACCUAGCAGAGAACCGGAUCCGGGAGCUAAACCAUCUCGAUCCACUUACUGAGCUCCGCAAACUCUUCCUCAACAUGAACAGACUGCAGGACGUCACAGAGCUUGACAAAUUGGAAGUUCUUCCCUCCCUGAUGGAGCUCUCUGUUGUCGGCAAUCCUGUGGCACGUAAUUCUCUCCACAGACCAGCAGCAGUGCUUCGCCUGUCCCAGUUGCAGGUGCUAGAUGGAGUGAUGGUCACUCUAGAGGAAAGGACGAGGGCUGAACUCCUCAGUGCUGAUCCAUCUGCAUGCUCUCAGCAUCCUGGAGCUUCUCUUCCCACCCCUGAAAUUAACCUGCCUGGACCACUGUCACUCAUGCCUCAUAACACCACUCUGAGAGGAAUGAGUAUAGGGGGAGGACUACAGAACUUCAUGCACGGACAUGAUGUCAUGCCAAGUAACGUGGACGAAGAUCACUAUACAUAUAAAUACAAGAAGAAUAGGUACAGUAAUGUGCCUCGAAGUGGCCAAACAGACAUCAACUUCAGACACAGUCGGAGAGCUGGAAGUAACCCGCUCAGCACAUGUCUCCUGUCCAAUGGGAACAGAGUCAUCAUAAUGAAUUCCAAACAGGAACAAGGCAGCAGAUUCCCAAAUGGUAGCAAACCUCCACCCAUGUAGCAACCAGAAGAAGAGGAGCAUUUAGUGAUCAUUUAGUGGCACAAUCCAAAGGUACACAUGCGGCAGCCAUGGUAUACAACACACACACACACACACACACACACACAUAUAUAUACACAUAUAUUUGAAUGGUGUCAUUUCUGUAAAUUUGCCUUAAUAUCAAAUAGCAUCUGCAUAGCUGAGUUUUGUUUUUGACAUUGCAAUAAAUAAUUUUAUUUUAUGAUUUUUUUUUACAUGUAUACAAAACAAUCUGAAUAAAUUACUUCUGCUGCUACAAUCUGAAUAAAUUACUUCUGCUGCUACAAUCUGAAUAAAUUACUUCUGCUGCUCUAUGAAUUAUACAGUACUACAACUAAAACUGCUUUUGACUUACAGUAAAUUAGGCUACUUGAUGGGGGGCCUGUAGUGCACUACUUUCAAAUGCAUUGAAAGUAAUGCACUGACUGUGACUUUAUUUUCUAUCCACAUAUGUGGAUCACUAACCAUGGUAAUCUGAGGAUGAGAGGUUUUGGUGUCAUUUCAGCCGCUAUCCCAUCCUUUAGCCCCAAACAAGUAAAAAAAAAAACACCCACAGAUGUAAGGGCGUGUGAGCCUGGCAUGCUGCGUCCAUUGGGUCAAAUGCAUCCCCAACAAGUGGAUAAUCCAGCUUUAGCACACCUCUCUGUGGACAAUAAUCUGCAGUCAGUCAGAUAAAGAUGUAAUCUUGAAUAAGGUCCAAAUGGAUUUCAGAGAUUGUCAGUUUCAUCAUGUUAGCCUCUUUUCGAAAGCUCACUGCAGUUUCGCCUCUAACAGGCAAAUCUCAUGUGUUGUAACUGGAAACGAACCUACUCCACUUGAUGUUUAUUAUGUUAGUUCUGAUGAAUAUUAGAACAUAAUCCUCCGUGUCUUCCAGUUGGUUUAGAGUACUGUGGCUGACAGAAUUACAGUCUAAAUAUGGAAGAUAUGGGCCAGGCCAGUGAUACUCAGUUCAUAUCAACAAUGAAAGCAAAUUGCUUCAUACUGGAAUCUGUUAAUUUUUGUUUUUAUUUUCAAUGUAUGUUUGUUUCCAUUUCUCUUACUUGGGUAAUUUGAAAAUAUAUAAUUUUGAAGACAGACGAAUGCUGGAUUUUUAAAAAAUGUUUAUUAAUUUUAUCUGAUAAAGAUUAUUGUCAUUUUGCAAAAGUACUAUGUAAGCCAGUAGACUAUCUCUGGCCUCGGCUAUAUUACAUGGCGUAAUAAGUUUUCAUUGUGAAACCCCUAAACUGAUAACUGUAAUGUGAAAACAUUUACUUGAAAAAAAUGUUAAUAGCUCACCUAUUCCCAUCUAACAAACAGUGCAUGACUAUUAUAAUGCUCAGUGAAGUUAUUUUCACUUUAACCGUUCAGACCUGCGUUACAUGUCUGAAGAAUGCAUUUUAUGGUUACAAUGCUGUUUCAUUGGACUUGUAUUUUUACAUAAAACACGUCGAGAAAACACAACAUUAAAGUCAGAAAACAGUUGUGGGAAAAGAAUGCUCUUUGUUCCGAACUGUAAAUGAAACUCCAGCAAAAGUAAACACUGAAACAUUUCUCCAAACAACAUCGCUCUGAAUCCACCAGUUUCCAAGACACAGUAUUAGCUGCGGAGUUUGUGAAUCAGUGGCGUUAACAUGACCACUAGGUGUCCUUAGAGCUCUAUUGACACUGCCAAUCAGUCCUUAGUGAAUGCUCCUCUUGCCCUGUAGGCAGUAAUUUAUCAGUUGAAGGGGGAUAUGUGUACUUCAGUUUUGUGUCUCCUGCCUGUGUUGCUUUUGCUGGCAGCAGCCAGCUCUACACAGCAAAAGUGAAAAGCUCUCCCCAAACAAGCUCCUCUAAUGCAUGUACUUAACUUCACUUAAUUUGUGUUAAUUCCCGGCAUUAAGCGGGGCUAAUGACUGCGCAAGUGAGUGCACUGUCAUUACCUUGGUCUGCCUGACAUCAAAUGGCAGCUGAUGGAAAGAAAAAAAAAACAGCACAGAUUUGGGAGCUCAGUGUAAGUGCUCUAAUGCAUUAGGUAUUGCAGAGGAUAAUUACACAUUUUAUAUUUGUGUACAGUAUGUGCAGUAUGGAUGUUACAAAUAUAACUACUUUUAAUUCUGCUGUGUGUGGUGUAAGCUUAUAGUGAACAUACCACUUCACACAGUAUGUCUCAGAUCUGCAUAUCUGUCCGUAUUUCUAACAUUAAAAUGACAUUAGCAUAAAAGUUGUGAAUAAUUCAUCACUUCUGAGUGAACCCAGAUGCACUGCUCUCUCCGUCUAUCUCUCUCCCUCUCCUCGCUCCUCCAUGUGAGUAGACCACAUGGUUUGUAGCUGGUUUAAUGGGAUGGAAUGUGACAGGUUAUGUUUUCAUCCGCCUGAUAUGGAGCCCGACUCAAGCGGGAGGAACCGGGAGGGAGAAGGAGAGGCUGAGAAAGAGAGAGAAAAGGGUAGGGGAAGGGAGUUGGUCUCUACAGUUGCAAUCUGGAUUUAUAAUUAGACAUGUUUGUGCUUGUUGUGAAUCAGUUAUAGAUGAUGCCCCCCUCCCCCCUGCAGAAUCCACACCACACACACACACAUAGAAAAACACAUGCUCUGUAUGGGGCCAUUACUGCUGGUCCACUAACUCCCUGCAUUUGCUGUGUCUGUGCAUUCAGAGCACCAUUAGUCCAAGACUCUGUGAAUAAUUGCUGAAUGGACCAUGUUUUCGCUGCGGUCUACUCAGCUUCCAGUGUUGGGGAUGAAGUUGGAGGGGUGACGACAUUGAUUGAUGUUUGAUACUGAAGUUAACACCGCAGUGCUUAUCGAAGCAUUAUGUACUGUAUGUGUAAUGGAUGAACAACAUUAUACUCCACGCGUUACACAUUCACCAGCUUGUACUAGGUUUAAAAGUGCUUUGAUAGAGGCUACAAUUCUAUCAGCAUCAUCACUUCAGUUGAAAUUGCUGUUGUAAAAAUGACCUCUUCAACUGCUGAUGACAUCAACAAAAUAUAAAUUAUUUUGUUUUCAAAUGGAACAUAUUAUGUCCCGGGUUUUUUUUUUUUUUUUUAUCCUCACAAAUACAUCCUCUAUCUUGCACAUAUUGCUUCUCUUGAAAUCUGUCAUUGAGUUAUUGUUGUUGCUUGUCAUUUUCCUGUAAUUUGUUUCCUGUGGAAUAAAGAGCAAAUGGAGAGAGAGUGAAAAUACAGAUAAAAGAAUGGAGUGAGAGGAACAAUUAGAAUGAAAAGGAAAAUGCUUUUAUUUUGUGUAGACAUUUUGGAUGAGAGCGAGCCUCACAGAAGCAUUAAAUAUUAACUGCUAUUCAUCUCUGGACUUGUGUGUCAUUUAUCACAUUAUUGAACUAGUGCAUCAUUUAUCACAUUAUU
Amphiprion ocellaris (clown anemonefish) is the source of this 8362-nucleotide messenger RNA. RefSeq names its product leucine rich repeat containing 9 (gene lrrc9). NCBI's taxonomy places the organism in Eukaryota, Metazoa, Chordata, Actinopteri, Pomacentridae. The transcript has 33 exons. Bases 495 to 5024 code for a protein of 1509 amino acids. Gene Ontology annotation, molecular function: protein binding. The record is from RefSeq and is a predicted model, not a curated record.